CUCUACCGGCCGGCGGACUGGGGACCCUCCAGCGCCCCCUGGCGAGCGAGUGUGGUGGUGCGGCGCUAGGGGCAGAAGGGGUUUCGGCGAGGUCCGGAACUGGGAUUUCGCCUGGCCGUUCGCAGCAGCAACACCAGCCUCAAUCACAUCACCAACAGCAUCAAGCAUCAACGCACCAUCAACAGCUGCAUCGUCAGUUAGAGAAAUAUCAAAUCCGUCAGAUCCACCAACAAUCCAUAGCUCAAGGACGCUGCCAGCACGCGUCAGUAAUUCCCGACCAUCACGUUCUGCCUUUACGUUCCGCUUCUUGCGAGCUCUUCCAACAACAGCAACGUGAUUUGAAACCCUUAAAUUGCCAACUCCAACAACAGCAACGUGAUUCGAAAUUCCCAAAUUGCCAACUCCAACAACGGCUGCAAGAGUUACCUCAUCAGCAACAGCAGCGAUACCUAGAUCAACUUCGACGUUCCCAGUCGUUUGGCAUCUCCCGCGCACUCGAGUAUCAGUACCAAUCUCCGUUUACUAUCAAUCGCUCGAAGGGCGUUCUGCAAAGGUCAUCAGUAGACCUAGCUGAAGGAGGGUUACUUGACGCGCAUAUCUUGCCGGACCGAUUCGACAACGAACCUACAAGCGAACAGGAAGUACCAGAGGACAACGAAAACGAUUCGAUAUCAGGGACGGACUCUGCGUCGUCCACUGUUCGUAAUAGCCAGGUCACCGCAAAAGGCUGUCAGCGCGAAAGGUCAGCUUCGUCGCCCAGCGCCGGGAGCAGCAAUUGUUGUUUCUAUACGUCUUGUGCCUAUUGCCGAGGUUAUCGGUGUUGCGCCUGCGGCGUUUGCGAGCCACCAAUCACCAAUCACAACAGAAAAAACGGUGACACUUUGUUGGCGAAACGGUCUUCUCCCGGUGACUUUCGUUCAACGGUAUCCGCAGCGCCGUCGUCUAUAGGUCGUUGUAGAAAUACGUUAACUGCCACCAAUUCAAUCUCUGGAACCGCCUGCUGUAGUUGUGGACGAAGUACGAGCUGUUCGGCGGAAUCAAUUGAUUCUCACAGCGACGAGCAGCAAUCGGUUAUUGAACGUUGCCGACAUAGUGACGUUAGCGGGGGCGCUGAAGUCAGUGAGGGCAAAAAAAUCGGUGGCAAGAAACUCGUUGGCAAAAUCGGGAGCAGCGGCGGUGGUCAAACAGGGACUUCGUCUGAACCUGCUGAAUCGGUUAUGGUGUUCGUUGGGUCAGUCCGGGCGCUCGACGCCCAAACGACCAAUAAUUCCGUGGUAAGAUCUUCUCAUAACAAUCAUCAUAGUAAUCAUCACAACAACGGCGGCCUUCACAACAACCACAUCAGCAGUGCAGCCGGUCAACAUCACGGCAAUUACCAUUCGCGGCAUUCAAAUAACCACCAUCUUAAUAAUCUCCAACAAUUCAAUAGCCAUCACCACCAUCACUCCGAUUCGAACAGCUCCAAUAAAAGCACAACCAUGCUAUACCCGUUUACUCAUCAGGUGGGAGGACAUACACAGAUGUUAUUGCUGGACCGGACGACGCUUUGUAAGCCAUUGAUCCAACGGGAGCUUCAGUUUUACCUCGAUAUGCCUCGCGAGCUGAGGCCAUUCACGCCACAGCACAAAGGUGUCAUACGUGUUCAUGCCCAACCGGCGGAGGAUGAUUCUGCCCUGCCACACGGGUAUAGCAGCCACCGGAACUCUAAUCAAGAAAAUCUCCUUGAUAAACAUGGGCCUUCCUCGGCAAUGUUAAACAAACGGCAUUCGUCAGAUCACCUCUGCACCCACCAGAAACAUCUACUGCACCCACAUGAAGUGGAACAUCACUCUCAACAAGAGGAGCAGCAACAAAACUUCACGCCUAAUUCAACUUAUCCAUCAGGUUCAUCGUUGAGAGUGCAGAUCUGCACAUGUAUUCCUGCCGGCAACGGAGUGCCAGACGUGGGAGAUCAGAGUUCCCAUAAUACGAAGAGCGGUAAUCCGCGACAAUACGAAAAGCAUCGAGACAACGAAGAUGCUUCACCUGAUGUUCAAGACGGAAAGGUGCGUCAUCGAUAUUUCCUGCUGCUGGAGAACGUCGUAUCACGAUUCCAUAAGCCAUGCAUUCUGGACUUAAAGAUGGGUACCCGUCAGCAUGGUGACGACGCGUCAGAAGAGAAGCGACACCGACAAAUGGCCAAAUGCGCAGCUAGCACCUCCGCGCAACUUGGCGUCAGGUUAUGCGGAAUGCAGGUGUACCAGGCGGACAUCGGCUCGUUCUAUUGCAAAGACAAGUACUAUGGCAGACGAUUGGAUUCACGUGGCUUUGCACGUAGUUUAUACCACUUCUUCCACAACGGGUACACGCUUCGUAGCGAUGCCAUCGAGCUGAUCCUUGACAAGCUGGUAGCGCUGAGAACUGCCAUUGAGAGGCAGCACUCAUUCCGUUUCUAUUCAUCGUCGCUUCUAAUCAUCUAUGAAGGAUGUGAAGAGGUGGAUGAAACGCUCUCGGAUCAAGACGACGAUCCCGACCAUGAUCAGGAUGUCGACGAUGACGUCGACGACCACGGACAUCACGUGGAUGUUGACCAUGAGGUAGUUGAUGAUGACGAUGAAGUUGAGGUCGUCCACGACGACAACGCGACGAGUGGGCCUGAACACGAACUCGAAAUGGAGCUCACCGAGGCUAUGGACUGCGCGUCUUCUUCGGGCGGUGUCACAGAUGUGGACGAUUCGUCGAUGGAUUCAUCGCUAGAUUCGGCGCCGUCAUCUGCCAGAGGUCAUCACGGCCACCAUGGCGGAGGUCCGAUGCAGCGUUUGCUUCGGGGUAUUAGACUUCGGCCGGGUUUAGCGUCACUCCAUCACCACUCAAGCGGGGGUUUGUUAACCGUAGAACAUCCCGUGAGUCAAGGAUCGGCAAGUGGGGGAUUGCUAAGCGGUCAUCAUUCUGAACGGGGCAGAGAUCGUCCGCAGAGGUGGCCGCCGAGAUCGAGAAGAUCGAGGCAAAGUUAUCAGGAGCUUCACGGUCCCUUGGUUGAUGUUCGCCUAAUCGAUUUUGCUCAUACUACGUAUGAAGGUUAUGAAGGCGACACCACGGUUCACCAUGGACCUGACGCCGGCUACCUCUUAGGACUGGACAAUUUAAUCCGCAUGCUAACAGAGCUGAAGGAUGGCUACCCAGAUGCUGAAGACGGUGGAGUGAAGUUCGACGCUGCCCAUAGAAGGGACAGUUGCCCCAGGCGUCAAAGGCAAGACAGUCACACGGAGACGUCAUCAACCCUGUGAAUAAAAAAUCACGUCUCAUUCGGCUGCUGUGGGGAACAUAAACGAAUGCUACAAUCGAUCGCCAGCUCCUGCAAUGCUCAGCAAAUGGACCGAAAAAUCUUGAACGUUUGUGAAAAAAAUCCUCGCAGUAAACGAAGGAAAAAGACUAUCCACAGAGAAUUUUCAACGAACUUAAUUACAUGCGUGAAGGACGAUUGGGUAGACCCGACCUGGCAACUUUAGCUUGUCUCCCAACAGGCGGGGACAUCUGUAGUGGCCCAGAAAACGCGGCGUAGAAAUUUACAUAGGUUUAUAGUGUUCGCUGUCGAUGAUCAGUGAGGUAGACAAUUGCGAGUGUCACCAAUAAUAACCGUGUUUGCCUGUGAAGGUCGAUUAAGGUACCAAUGUUCAGUCGGAUCAGGCUUUCGUUUCACCACCGACAACUAUCGUGACAUCCAUCUAAUAAUAAUAAGGAUAAAUUUAAUUGUACGACAAGCAUUGCAAAGCGGUCAAAUAGAACCGCAUGGAUAUUUCGACACAUGAUCAACUUAGCUGCAAACUAUCUGGGAAACACCAUAAGUUCAGCCUAAUUCUGUGCACAUUUAUACAUAUACUGCAAACUUAACUUUCUUGUUUCUAUAAGCAAGUACUGCUUAUAUUUGGACCGAAUGGAUUAUUCGUAGAUUCCAGUGGCAAUUAAGUCUAUUGUUACCACAUAGCGAGAACAUCAUUUUGAGUAAAUCACCGUUAUCACGUUCUUAAUUGUUAAGGACAUCUUAGCGUCUACUUGAAACAAGUGGUCGUUUCGAGACAAGAAUUGUCUAUCGUGACAGACUGGAAACGGCCAAUAUCGUGACGUUGCCGUGUCAACAACAAUCAUAGUGCAGAGUUAUUGAUAUACACAUACACGCUUAUGAAGUAGAAUUACGGAUGGCUAGUGCUCUGUCAUGGGGUUUAAGGUAACUAGUAAGUGAUAACACACAAACCGAAACACAAUUUCAACUUGUACAGCGACGUCACAAGAUGCGUACAUUUGUGGUACCAUGUCUUGUUCGUUCGAGAAAUGAAAACACUCAGACGUGUGCCUGAAUGAGACCUUAAGCAAGAAAUGAGAGUUUGACUAGUUAACAGCCGUAGUUAUACGAUUUUUUUCUACUUAUUAAUAUUAAGAUACAUAUACGUGUAGCCAUCGUGGUAGUAUUAUAACUAGUAAACAGCAGAUAGUAAUAAUAAUUAUAAUAAUAAUAAUAAUUAUUAUAAUGCUGAGUUUAAGCUUGCUUCGCCGUAAAAAUGACUUCUGCAUAGAUUUUGCGAGGCGAGAAUUUCCAUCGAUUCAUUCGGCGAGAAUCAAUGAGAAAUGAGCAAAGCAGCUGCAUCUAAAAGUAGUUGAUGGUUAGAACAGCGAAAAACUAUGUUGGAACCGUUUGGACUCCAUGGGUGUAUAAAGCUUAUAUGCACACGCUUUAAAAAGACCUAUACGAACAUUUGUAAAGGUGUGCUGUUGACUAUGGCAAGGACCGCUUAGGGUAGCCCUAAAAACUCAUAACAGGAACAAGCAAGGGGUAGUUAGAGUCACCACAAACCAUUAACAUGCUUCUUCCCAAGUGAACCCAACCGAGACCUUGGCGUAAAUCAACUGUCAAUCCUACAAGUAGUCAAAAAAAAGGGUUUGUUGUAACUAAAAAAUUUUCUCGAUGUAUAUACGUCAAAAAUAAAAAGUCCAUGUACAUAUAUAAAUACUAAAUCU
Varroa destructor (honeybee mite) is the source of this 4992-nucleotide messenger RNA. It is a transcript of the gene Ip6k, whose product is annotated as Inositol hexakisphosphate kinase. Gene Ontology annotation, cellular component: cytoplasm; nucleus. Gene Ontology annotation, biological process: inositol phosphate biosynthetic process; phosphatidylinositol phosphate biosynthetic process. The record is from RefSeq and is a predicted model, not a curated record. Gene Ontology annotation, molecular function: inositol hexakisphosphate kinase activity. Lineage: Eukaryota; Metazoa; Arthropoda; Arachnida; Mesostigmata; Varroidae.